UCGGUAAUAUAAAGUUUUCAAAAAUAAGGAAACCACGGAAAGCUUAUUCUCGUAUUUCUCGAGUUUUAUCAGUUGCAGAAACGUUAUUUCCGAUUUUUUAUUUAUAAUUCCCAAGUGAAGCAGCGAGACAAGGUGAGGCUCUUAUUCAGAAUGCAAACAAAACUAUUUAAGAUUUCAAUUUUCAGCGAUACAGAAAGUCAUUAAGGUUUUGCAGAGGUCAACACGUCCGGCAAAAAAUUUAAGGACAAAAAUUUCGAACCCUAACUGAUUCCAUGCAAACUAUACCCAGAAUCGGUCUAUUUUCGCAGGUGAUUUUUAGGGUUUAUGUCAUUUUUUCAGCCGAGCAGAUAUUUCGCAAUUUUUAAACACGAUUUAAACACGAUUUUGCAAAGUUCUACCCGCAAUUAACCGGCCAAAGUCGUUGACUGAUAGUCAACGAUUUUUUGGCCCGAAUUUGGGGAAAAAUUCGGCAUUUCUGACGAUUCACGAUUAAUCGCGACUCAAUGCCGACAAUCAGAGAUGAUACUAUCGCAGAUAGCAAUUAAAGGGCUCAUGUUAAGGGAGAAGAUGAUGAUGGUAGUCCCUUAAAUUUCCUAUCGGCACAUCUCUUGCACCUCCUAAAGUUGCAAGUGCUAGUGAUUUAGAAUGGUGGGGAUUUCAUUUAAGAUUGCCAAGACAGGGAUCAAGUACAGUCCUCCUUCAGUUAAAAAAAGACCCUAUCCAAGCAGAUGCACCUCUUCAUUGGAUAAUGCAGAGAAGCCUCCUGAAGUAAAUCAACAUAAGAGGAGAAGAGCCGAGGUUACUUUGCCAAAGAUCAAUGUUGAUCACAAUACACAUUCACUUUUAUCAACAACCUCCAAAGGCUCUCCAACAACAUCUGAGCACGAGGCUUCUUUUGCUGUCAAUCUGUUCCUUGAUGGAUUUUCUGUUGGAAAGCCCACAGAGCAAGGAAAGCAAGCACCAUCAGCUCAAGAGUUAAUACGCUCUCUGCACCCCUAUAACCGUACAAGCGAGACUCUUUUCCAGGCGAUCAAUGAUGGUUGGUUACCAGGAGAUAUUCUUGAAGAAAUACCAUGCAAGUAUGUUAAUGGCAGUGUUGUGUGUGAGGUCCGGGAUUAUCGCAAAGGUUCGCCAACUUCAGGUGAUUUGGUCUCUUCAGGAGAAGGAUUUCCAGUAGUUCAUAAAGUUCUUCUGCGCCCUACUAUGGAGAAUAUUGUAAAGGAUAUUUCUUCUAUGGCAGAGUCUUGGGCCUACAGUGAUCUUAUGGAAAUUGAGUCACGAAUAUUGAAGGCCGUGCAACCAAAACUUUGUUUGGAUCCUGCUCCAAUGCUGGAGAGGCUAUGUGAGAACUCCAAUUCAAACAAGCUCAACUUGGAAUUGCCUUUGUCACGACGUGAAAGAAAACAGAGAGGAGGUUUUCCUUUGGUCAAGGAGAUGUCUAACAAUCUUUCUCAUGGCAAAAAAGUUUCUAUUGAAGGAAACAUUGAGAGGGCAAUAGUUCAGACAAGAAUUGCCGGAGCAGCUUCUGGAUUUGAAGAUUCUGGCAUUUCUUGCAGUCAAGAGAAUUCUGCUCCUACUACAGCUGAUAUUUCUAGCAGUAUAGCCACUCGAUCAAGAACUCAAUCUCAUAUAGAAUCCAGACAAGAGCUGUCCAGACUUGGAGUACAAGGACCAUCAAAUUCAUUAUCGAUGCAAAGUGGUCUUAAUCGCCCUAGAAUUUUACCUGGUCCGGUAAACCUAUCUCCACCAGUCACUUCUGUGAGCCUUGCAUCACCUCCUAUUCAAGAUUGGACCAACUCUGUAGAUGCUAGACAUAUGUACACACACAUGCCGGGUAAGAGGGAACGAGAUUUAGCUCCAGCAAACAAGCCAGAUUUGAAAAAGCCAAAGCAAGAGCAGAUUUGUAUGGACAAAUUUCAACAGCAGAAUGUGGGGCCAAAUUUUGAUACAAAACCUACCAGGGAUCAACAAAGAAAGGAUAUGGUUAUGCAACAAAAUCAAAAUAAUGAAUCCAUGUAUAUUUCUGACAUGUCUGUUCAUAGGCUGUCUCAACAGGUCACAACAGAUGAUGAUCAGCUAGCUACAGGUAGUGAAAUGUCUGCACAAGACCCCAAGCCUUCAUCUUAUAUAGACCCAAGGAGUACAGCAGUAUUUAAGGUGAAAGAAGAACACCUAGAAUUUGAGCGGGGCCAGAUUGGUAUUGAAAGAGAAAGCCAAGAAUUUGCUAGAAGUAAAGAGACACAACAUUUGAUGGAACUAGAUAAUGACCAGUCAUGUUCGACACAAAUUUCAUCUCAACGCUUUCCACAGCAACCAUACAGUAAGUCAUCUUUUCAAUGGCAGUCUCUUGGUCAAGCAGGUGAAAAGGAUCAAAAAAGGGAUGAGUUAAUGAAAAAGAAAUUGGUACAAAGUCCCAGGGUACUGCAAUCUCAGCCAUUGACAAAACUGGGGGACUUGUCACAACCUCUGAUAUCCACAACUGUUACCAAUGUCUCCCUUGGUCCAUGUAACAAUAUGGCAGCAUCUGUAGGACAACAGAAGGAGAAAUCAGUUGGACUAUCAACUGUAUUGACCACAGCUACUUCGGUCAGUUCAAUUCAGAUUGAUUCACAACAUCAACAGGCUCAGCAAUCCAUGUCAUUUGGCAGACGCAAAUCUAAUUCUCAUUCUAAGCAACCCUCUGCAAGUGGAGUUGCAUCACCAGGAAGUGUUACAAAUUCAAUGGCACCAUCUAAUGUUAACAGUCCAUCAACUGGCACAGCGCCUUUGCCUAAUUCAUUAACCAAACCAGAUCAAUCUAGUCUCAUCCAGGAUCAAAGCAAGCAACUUGAGACUAUAUCAACAUUGGUGUCAACGAUUCAAAGACAUGGUCUUCCUAUAAAAAAGAAGAGUGUGGAAGAGGUGCGUGAAACAAAGAAGGGUCCACCUUCUUGGCACUUACUUUCAAUGGCUUUUAGUAAUGCUACAAAUAAUGAAGAUCAGAAGGAUGUCAAAGGACAAAGAAGUCUGUCCAAUUCCCUUGUUGGUGGAGGUGUAAAUGUUCGCAAAACACGAAUUAUGAAUUUUGUUCGUGCAGAUCAUAUGUAUCCAGGAAAUAGUGUUCCAGUUUUGGUUCGUAGAAUUCGGGUUAGAUUGGUAAUGUGUGAACGUGCAAAGGAUGGAAUGGUGGAGGCUGUUGUGCAGUUUGGGGAUGAUCAAGAUGAGGACUCUUUGAAUUGUUGCCCACAUGAUGUUCUCCCUUCCUUGCCAAACACUCAUUUUGCAGACAGGCUAGCUGUGCAGUUUAGUACUCUGAUGGAGAAGGAUGGAUAUGAAUUGGUUGAUGAUCAAGUUCAGCCCAUUCAACAGCGCCAACAAAUGUUACCUCCAAAUGCAUCUUCUACAACUCAAUCCAUGACUCCUGUUGCUUCUGCACUGGGAAAUAGUAUGAAUCAGUUGCCAUCUUCACCCCAUGUAAUGUCAAGUCAAAAUAUGGUGGGUUCUGCUGCUGUGUGUGGCAUGCCUCCUCUAAGCUCAUUGCCAUUGUCAUCGCCUAAUGCAUUAGCUGUCCGAAUGCCUCCUCCAGGCAAUGCUCCCAACCGACAGCUUUCUUCAGGCUUCUUGCAGAGUGGAUUGGUUACAUCAAAGUCACUGCAGCUUGAUCCUGCUUCUGAGCUUGUAGCAGUGCAACAACAACAACAUCAGCAGCACCAGAUACAACAACAACACCAACUGCAGCAACAUCCACAACAACAGCUACAGAGGUCUCAGCAACUUGUAAAUUCAAAUCACCUAGCCCAGCUAAAUUCUGCAAGCUAUAAUUCAAAUCAACAGAUGAAUUCAAAAAUCAUGAAUAAUGCUCAGAUGAAGAUGCAGAUGCUUCAAAAGCACCAUCAGCAAUUACAGAGGAAGAGUUUCCUGCAGGGGGGCAUGGGCAGUAACAUUGGUAAUAUCGGGGUGGGGAAUAUAAGUGUCAACAACAUGAGUGGUCAUAAUAUGGUUGGGCUAGGUGGAGGGAUGAGUAUGGGCAUGACAGGCAUAAAUAACAUUUCAGGAGUCAUGCCUAAUUUGACCAAUAUAAAUACACUCUCUGGUGUUGGCAGCAUGGGACAGAACCCUGGUAUUGGAAGUAUGAUUGAACAUCACAUACGAUCUGGGACCAUGAAUAAUCAGACGCCAUGGGAUAGAGGAGUACGCAUGGGUCCAGGCAGAGGUCGUCCAGGUGCGAUGGUAAAUCCUCCAUCGUUAAGAAAUAUUGAGAAUAUGUCAGGUUUAUCUGCCAGUAAUCAAGCUCAUAGUUCAGCAAAUUUAAUACAUGGACCACAACAAGGUAGGAGCAACAUGAGCUCUUUACAAAAUAGGGGUAUGAAUCCUCCAAAAACAAGUGGUAUGCAUGGAGUCACUGGACAGAGCUUCUAUUUGAACCAACAACUGAACAAUCAACCCCAGCAAAUUAGUUCACAACAGCUGAAUCAACAGCAGCAGUUAAAUGUUCAGCAACAACUGAAUAUGCCACAACCGCCCUCAUCUCAACAGCCUUUGAGCUCACAGCCCUUAUUGAAUGCUCAACAUCAAAUGAGCCAACAAAUCAGUUCGCAACAACAAAUUAAUUCACAAUCCCAAUUGAAUUCUCAGCAACAACUCAAUGCACAACAAUUAAACUCACAACCACAGUUGAAUCCUCAGCAGAUCAAUGCUGCCAAUCUUGGUUCAAUGGUUGUAGGUCCUUCCAGCCCUCCGCUUAGUUCACAAACUUUGGGGUCUGUUGGUAGUAUAACAAGCUCGCCAAUGGAGUUGCAGAGUGCAAGCAGGGGAAAUUCAAUGACAACAGGACAAUAAAUUUGUAACCUAAGGGGAUGUUAACCGUAAAAGAGCAUAUUUGGUUUCAUAUCCUUUAAAGAUGUAUUCUCACCAAUCCAUUCCAAACGUCAUGCCAUUUUUUUUCUUUCCAAGUUUGAGAUAUGAAUCCAAGGACCUGUUGGUUAUGGGGUUAUAAUGUACUAAGAAUAAACAUAUCAUGCAUUGUAAAAUCAUUUUCUCAAAAUAUACAUAAAACCAUAUAGACAUUAGUUGACAUGAUACUAUCUUGAUUAUGAAGGUAACCUAUUAACUCUCUCUAUUUUGAAGACAAUUUUCUUGUAUAAAAGGGUUCUAGCUAAACAGAAUGUUGAAUUUAAUGCUACUAAAGCUGUUCUUGAGUGUAUUUGAGGUCUCAUGAGUAUAAAUUGAUAUUCCAAAAGCUUCAUCAACCAUCUAACGGUUGAACU
This is a messenger RNA of Cryptomeria japonica (Japanese cedar), 5246 nucleotides long. RefSeq names its product protein PHYTOCHROME-DEPENDENT LATE-FLOWERING. The transcript has 13 exons. Lineage: Eukaryota; Viridiplantae; Streptophyta; Pinopsida; Cupressales; Cupressaceae. Gene Ontology annotation, cellular component: SAGA complex. Bases 646 to 4818 code for a protein of 1390 amino acids. Gene Ontology annotation, molecular function: transcription coregulator activity. Gene Ontology annotation, biological process: regulation of transcription by RNA polymerase II. The record is from RefSeq and is a predicted model, not a curated record.